AUGGCCGCGCGCGGCCGGCGCGCCUGGCUCAGCGUGCUGCUCGGGCUCGUGUUGGGCUUCGUGCUGGCCUCACGGCUCGUCCUGCCCCGCGCCUCUGAGCUGAAGCGAGCGGGUCCUCGGCGCCGCGCCAGCCUCGAGGGCUGCCGGCCAGGGCAGGCGGCGGCUUCCCAGGCCGGCGAGGCGCGCGGCGAUGCGCGCGGGGCGCAGCUCUGGCCGCACGGCCCGGCCUCGGAUGGCGGUCCGCGCGACAGGAACUUUCUCUUCGUGGGAGUCAUGACCGCCCAGAAAUACCUGCAGACCCGCGCCGUGGCCGCCUACAGAACAUGGUCCAAGACAAUUCCUGGGAAAGUCGAAUUCUUCUCUAGUGAGGGUUCAGACACCUCGAUACCAAUUCCGAUAGUGCCACUACGGGGCGUGGACGACUCCUACCCACCCCAGAAGAAGUCUUUCAUGAUGCUCAAGUACAUGCAUGACCACUACCUGGAGAAGUAUGAAUGGUUUAUGAGAGCAGAUGAUGACGUGUAUAUCAAAGGAGACCGUCUGGAGAAUUUUCUGAGGAGUUUGAAUAGCAGUGAGCCCCUCUUUCUCGGGCAGACAGGACUGGGCACCACGGAAGAGAUGGGGAAACUGGCCCUGGAACCCGGUGAGAACUUCUGCAUGGGGGGGCCCGGUGUGAUCAUGAGCCGGGAGGUUCUCCGGAGAAUGGUGCCGCACAUUGGAAAGUGUCUCCGGGAAAUGUACACGACUCACGAGGACGUGGAGGUGGGAAGAUGUGUCCGGAGGUUUGCGGGGGUGCAGUGUGUCUGGUCUUAUGAGAUGCAGCAGCUUUUUUAUGAGAAUUACGAACAGAACAAAAAGGGGUACAUUAGAGAUCUCCAUAAUAGUAAAAUUCACCGAGCCAUCACCCUGCACCCCAACAAAAACCCACCCUACCAGUACCGGCUCCACAGCUACAUGCUCAGCCGCAAGAUAGCCGAGCUUCGCCACCGUACCAUCCAGCUCCACCGAGAGAUCGUCCUGAUGGGCAGAUACAGCAACACGGAGAUUCACAAAGAAGACCUCCAGCUGGGAAUCCCACCUUCCUUCAUGAGGUUUCAGCCCCGCCAGCGGGAGGAGAUCCUGGAGUGGGAGUUUCUGACUGGGAAAUACUUGUAUUCUGCGGCUGAGGGCCAGCCGCCUCGGAGAGGGAUGGACUCCGCUCAGAGGGAGGCCCUGGAUGACAUUGUCAUGCAGGUCAUGGAGAUGAUCAAUGCCAAUGCCAAGACCAGAGGACGCAUUAUUGACUUCAAGGAGAUACAGUAUGGCUACCGCCGGGUGAACCCCAUGUAUGGGGCCGAAUACAUCCUGGACCUGCUCCUUCUGUACAAAAAGCACAAAGGGAAAAAAAUGACUGUUCCCGUCCGGCGACACGCAUAUUUACAGCAGACCUUCAGCAAGAUCCAGUUUGUGGAGCACGAGGAACUGGAUGCAAAGGAAUUGGCCAACAAAAUCAAUCAGGAAUCCGGAUCCUUGUCCUUUCUCUCAAAUUCCCUGAAGAAACUUGUUCCCUUUCAGCUCCCUGGAUCAAAGAACGAGCACAAAGAACCCAAAGAGAAAAAGAUAAAUAUAUUGAUUCCAUUGUCUGGGCGUUUCGACAUGUUUGUGAGAUUCAUGGGAAACUUCGAGAAGACGUGUCUCAUUCCCAAUCAGAACGUCAAGCUCGUGGUUCUGCUUUUCAAUUCUGACUCGAACCCUGACAAGGCCAAACAAGUUGAACUCAUGAGAGAUUAUCGCAUUAAGUACCCUAAAGCUGACAUGCAGAUUUUGCCUGUGUCUGGAGAGUUUUCAAGAGCUCUGGCCCUUGAAGUAGGGUCUUCCCAGUUCAGUAACGAGUCUCUGCUCUUUUUCUGUGACGUUGACCUCGUGUUUACUACAGAAUUCCUUCAACGAUGUCGAGCAAACACAGUUCUGGGCCAACAGAUAUAUUUUCCAAUCAUCUUUAGCCAGUACGAUCCAAAGAUUGUUUAUAGUGGGAAAGUUCCCAGUGAUAACCAUUUUGCCUUCACUCAGAAAACUGGCUUCUGGAGAAACUAUGGGUUUGGCAUUACUUGCAUUUACAAGGGAGAUCUUGUCCGAGUAGGCGGCUUUGAUGUUUCCAUCCAGGGCUGGGGGCUCGAGGAUGUGGACCUUUUCAACAAGGUUGUCCAGGCAGGUUUGAAGACAUUUAGGAGCCAAGAAGUGGGAGUAGUCCACGUCCACCAUCCUGUCUUUUGUGAUCCCAAUCUCGAUCCCAAACAGUACAAAAUGUGCUUGGGGUCCAAAGCAUCCACAUAUGGGUCCACACAGCAGCUGGCUGAAAUGUGGCUGGAAAAAAACGACCCAAGUUACAGUAAAAACAGCAAUAACAGUGGCUCAGUGAGGACAGCCUAAGGUCCAGCUUUGCUGGAAGAGACGUUUUUAAUUAUCUAAUUUAUUUUUCAAAAAUUUUUUGUAUGAUCCGUUUUCGAAGUCCAUACAAGGAUAUAUUUUACACAUGAUUUUCUUACAAAGGACUCCUUGAUGAUUGAGCUUUUUGAACAAAAAUGUGAUCAUGUUUGCCUUUGAGCACAUUUUCUUGCUGAACGUCAUGUAGCAGGCCUGCUUGAUAAUGACUUGAAAUGUACCUGAUGGACAGAACUUUCUUGUCGUGUUUCGUUGUGUUUUAUGCGUUUCUUUUCAGACCCCUUUGCUGUGGUCCUAUGGUAGAAAACAUGAACGUUCCUGCAAAGUAUUAAUGUAACAGAACACUGUAACUCUGGUACAUGUUUUGUUGUAACUGGUAAUGUUGCACAGAUUCGACCUUUUGUCUUUUUUUUUUUUCAAUGGCGAUUUUUUUUUUUUUUAAGCCAUUUCAUGUUCUAAUUGUAAAAUAAGGAAAUGUGAUAAUAAGCUGUAUCAUCAUUGUCGGGAGAGCUUUCCAAAGUUGAUUCUUUCCCUCAACUUGUGCUCAUUGUGGUCACGGAGUUGUUUUAAAAGCAAGGGGAGAAAGGCACAGUAAGAUGAAUGGCUGUCGUCGUAAUUUGUGUGGCUUAAUGGACCUGGCAUUAAAUUCCAAGAAGGAUUUGGUUUUUUGUUUUUUGUUUUUUUCUCAUCUUUAAAGGGUACACUAUUAAUAUUUGGAAUGGCAAAGAAGAAUUAUUGUAAUAAAUCUAAUGUACACAAGCUAAAACAGAAACAAAAACCCGCCCUAAUGAAAGCAUUGGGGGAAAAUAUAUUUUGGUUUUGUUCAUCCUGUCUGUGUUACAUCGGUGGAGUUGGCUGUUUCAAUCUUUAAUUACUGUUUUGUUUUAUUCUUUGUAUCUGAAAUACCUUUAAUUUAUUUAAUAUCCAUUGUUUAGAGCUCGGCCAUUUCUCAAGUACCUGUUUAGCUAUUAGUAUUUAUGUGUAUCAGGAGUGUGUUUAGUGUUAUUUUAUUUGCAGUAAACUGAUCUCCAAAGAUUUCCUUUUGAAAAUGCUUUUCCCUCCUCAAUUUUUACAUUCCUUACUGUUUUACUAAAUAUUAAGUGUUCUUUGACAAUUUUGGUGCUCACAUGUUUUGGGGACAAAAGUGAAAUCUGUCAUUACACCAGAAAGUUCGUUUGUUUUAAAAACUCACAGAUCAAAUGUGCCUUAAUAAAUUUUCUUUUUCAUUUAGAUUUCAAACAGUAAUAGACUUGCCAUUUUAAUACACAUCGUUGGAGAUCUGCUUAUUUGUAAAUAGUCUGUUGCUCAUUCGGGAAAAUAAACCAGUCAACAGUAUUUUUCUAUUGUACUUUUCAGGACCAUUUUGUCUCAUUACUCCUGUUUUAGCUAAAGAAUUGUAUAACAUUUGGAGAGUAAAAAACUGAAACACUGA
This is a messenger RNA of Lynx canadensis (Canada lynx), 3853 nucleotides long. It is a transcript of the gene CHSY1, whose product is annotated as chondroitin sulfate synthase 1. Lineage: Eukaryota; Metazoa; Chordata; Mammalia; Carnivora; Felidae. Gene Ontology annotation, molecular function: glucuronosyl-N-acetylgalactosaminyl-proteoglycan 4-beta-N-acetylgalactosaminyltransferase activity. The coding region runs from base 1 to 2409 and encodes 802 amino acids. Gene Ontology annotation, cellular component: Golgi cisterna membrane. The record is from RefSeq and is a predicted model, not a curated record. The transcript has 3 exons.